AUGGGUGUUUCAUAUGAAGUUGACAAUGAUAAUAGUAAUAGCGAUGAUGAUCAACAACCAGAAAAUAGUAAACAUCCAUUUAAUCAUAAAAUUGAAAUUUUUAUUCCUGAUUUUAAUGAUUUUAAUGAUUUUAAUGAUAAAUCAAAAGAAAUUAAAGAAAUAUUUUUAGGAAAAUUGAAAGAAGAAAAAGAAGAAUGGUUUUAUUAUAAAGUUGAUGAUUUGAAAUUGUCUUAUUUCUUGGAAAAAAAUUUUAUUGAUAAUUAUUUGAAAAAAGGAAGUCUUGUUGCUUUAAGUGUGUGUGAAGAAGGUAUUGAUAUAACAAAUGUUGUUGCAAUUGAUGGAACAGGAAAUUUAAUAUUAAAUUUAACUAAAGAUAAAUAUGAAGAACUUGGAUUAUCAGGGAAAAAAUCAAAAUUUAAAAAUAUUCAAAAAUUUGAAAAAUCAAUGAUUCCAGGAAAAAAAGGUUAUGAACGUAUAAAAUGGUGUUUUAAUAAUACUUUAAAUGAUAAUUUUACUUUUAUAAUAUUUUUUAUUGAUUCAGUGACAAAUGAAACAAAAGAAAUUGAGUUUCCAGAUUAUUCUAAUCAUAAUAAAAUUUAUUUAAAUAAGAAAUUUAAAAAGCUUAAAAAUAUUAUGAAUCCAGAUUUUAACAAUAUUAUUAAAGAAAUAGAUAAUGAAAAAAAUAAUUCAAAUUCAAAAAAUGAAAUUCUAAAUGAGAACCUAAUGGAAUUUUAUGAUUGGAUUGGAAUGUCCACUAUUGAAUCUUCUAGAAUAAAUUUAGAUGAUAAUAAAACCAUUGAUCCUUAUAUCUCUAUUAAUAAACCACCAGAACCUCAUGAAAUAAUUGAUGAGAUGUUAAUGUUUAAUUGGAGUGGAUUUAUUCCACCUAAAAUGAUUUUGAAUUUAUUUAAUUACAUUUGGUAA
This is a messenger RNA of Entrophospora candida, 924 nucleotides long. The record is from the annotation of a GenBank genome assembly. Lineage: Eukaryota; Fungi; Glomeromycota; Glomeromycetes; Entrophosporales; Entrophosporaceae.